Messenger RNA from Emiliania huxleyi CCMP1516, 729 nucleotides. RefSeq lists its product as hypothetical. NCBI's taxonomy places the organism in Eukaryota, Haptophyta, Isochrysidales, Noelaerhabdaceae. The coding region runs from base 1 to 729 and encodes 242 amino acids. The record is from RefSeq and is a predicted model, not a curated record. The transcript is spliced from 5 exons.
AUGGCUGUGCGCAGCAAAGGCAGCACGGAGCUCAGACAGACCGCACGCACUCAGACGAAUAAUGGGUUCAUCACUGCUCCGGAGGCGCAGGACGGGCGGGCGGGUGGGGAUGUGCUCUCGACGUGCGCCGCCACGGGGUUGGUGCUCUCGACGACGACGGAAGAGCCCGGUGAAGGAGCGGACCCAUUGGGCGACGCGGCCAGCAACAUCGGCCGCCUCGGGCACUGCGGCCGCCACAACAGCCUCCUCGCCGCCCUGGCCAAGCCCAAGGUCAUGCGGAGCGUGUGGGGCAUGCUCGUCGAGGUGGAGCCGCGGGACCACCUCGGCUACUCUAACGACUACCGGCCCGACGUCUCGGUGGCGGGCGCCGGCCGCUCGCGCUCGCGCCUCGUCGGCGACGUCAAGUUCAAGGACUCGCUCUCCUCCAACCCGGAGGACGUCGGCCAGCGAGGCGCUUUCGUCGGCCUCGGCAACACCGAGCCCGGCACGAGCGCGGACGUCUUCGGCCUCGAGCAGCGCGGCGCUGUCGGGGACGGCGACUUCAGGCCGAGCGACGGCGGCGGCUAUGUCUGCCCGCACCCCAGCCUCGCCGGCUCCUGCGUGGACGUGAAGAACAACUACCAGACGCUCUACCUCCACCCGGAGAGCGAGAGAGUGCCGCGCCAGUGCUUUGAGCGGCGGGCCAAGCUGCUCUCGAGUGAGGCCGCGGCCGUGCUGGAGAGGACUUAA